GGCCAUAGAGGUGAGUUCCAGUUCAAAUUGUUUUUCGGUUUUAUCAUGACUGCUGACUUUUUGGGUAAACGCAACGAGAAUGUUACGGCGUCAUUUCCGGAGCGACCCGACCGCACAUCACGUGACAUACGAACGCAGCCUUGAAACUGUCCGGAAAUGACGUCACGGCUCCGCCAUAUUGACGCUACCUGCGGAUUCGGACAACACUGGUGUCACUAGUUUGUUAUUCACCUUAUUUGACUAAAUGGGCGCCUAUUACUGCGCCAUAUGUAGGCAAACGGCGUUCAACGGGAAAGGACAUAUCUUCGGGAAACACCACCAAAGCAGACUUAGGCUUGUGUUAAUGAAAUUCAUUGAAAAGGUAAAAGAAGCACGGCGCACACUUAACAAACCCGAAGUUGACAAAUUUGAGAGCGCUCAACACGAGAAAACCUUUUGGUGUUACUGCUGCGGGCGGGAAGUGGAACGAAAUGUCACUGACGGCAACAUGACCGUCCGACACGGAGGAUUGUUGGAGCACAUGGCCACGCCAGAACACAGAAAGAGUACCCACAAGUUCUGGUGGGAAAACAAGGCAGACCCCAAGUUAAAAGACAAAGUCAUCAUCACGCAGGAAGAGACUCAACGGUUCAAAGCUGAAGUGGCCAAAGUGUUGGAAACAUUUGUGGAGAAGGAGGAUGAAUUCAUCAAACAGCAAGCCGAGUUGAUCCGGGCCCAGGAGAAAGGGCGCCAAGAGCUCCUCGAGUCUCGUCUAGAGCAUGAAGCAGCGCCAGAGUCAAGCAACGGACCAAACGCAGCAGAAACUGUCACAGGGGCCGGUGUCAGCUUUCGGGGGAUGACGACGUGGGGAGCCCGCCAGCGCACGGCGAGAAGCCUCGUCGAUUCGACGCUCAACGCGCAGGAGCGGGGCCUGACUUUUAUUGGUCAUCAGGAUUCGUCAAACAGUGGAAAUGUACACACAGGUGCCGUGCCUCCUUGGCUCCAGAAUGAUGAUCCGCUCGAGGGGACGUCUUCAAACACGGCACCUCCCGAGAUUGGCCCGUCGGCCCAGGAGUUCCUCAGGCAGAAGGAGCAAGAGAAGCUGAGGAAGCUCCCCCCAAACCGAGUCGGGGCCAACUUUGACCAUAGCUCACACACGGACGCCAACUGGUUGCCCUCCUUCGGCCGCGUGUGGAACAGCGGCAGACGUUGGCAGUCCAGGCACCAGUUCAGACAGGAGGAAGGCCAGAAGAAUAAAGCAAAGAGGAAAAUGAAGCAAGGUGGGGAAAGGUCUAAGAAAGCAAAGAUGACAGCAAAUGACUAAUAUCUGAGUUGGUGGACCGAGGUUGCGUCCUCGGUUUACGACAGAGUUCCAAUUCCUGUCGUAAUCUGAAAGCAGCAUUCAAGUCUAUUAUGGUGAAUAUUUGUUUGAGAGAAACACCUACGCGAUAAAGUAAAAAAAUAAAUAAAAUUGAAAAACUGUAAAUAUGAA
This is a messenger RNA of Syngnathus acus (greater pipefish), 1471 nucleotides long. It is a transcript of the gene cenatac, whose product is annotated as centrosomal AT-AC splicing factor. The record is from RefSeq and is a predicted model, not a curated record. NCBI's taxonomy places the organism in Eukaryota, Metazoa, Chordata, Actinopteri, Syngnathiformes, Syngnathidae. The transcript has 11 exons. Bases 245 to 1303 code for a protein of 352 amino acids.